CGGAAACUACAUACCAGGAAGAUAAGUGCUUGAUCAUAUGACGAUUUGUAUGAUUUGUUUUGUUAACAUUCUAACUUAGAAUUGCUUGUUAUUGUUGGGUUUUUUUAGCAAAUUGUGAGAUGAAUGUCUUCUUCGUUACAGCUAUUUUUCUGUUGACAUCGACAGCUGGGGAUUUCGGUGCUAAAUGGGACCACUUCACAUUCACACAAGAAUGGCCACAAACAGCUUGCUUGAUGGGCAAGGCAGAGGGCAAAAAAUGUUACAUUCCUAAUUUCAUCAAUUCCUUCAUAAUUCACGGAUUAUGGCCUUCUGCAGGAUCGAAGGAAGGUCCAAAGAAUUGUUCAUCAGUUCAGUUCGAUAUGAACAAGAUUAAGAAUCUUACAGAUGAAUUACUGAAUGCUUGGCCAAAUAUUUACAGCAGUACUGGUCGUAAUGAUUUCUGGAAACAUGAAUGGGACACACAUGGAACAUGUGCAUUAAGUCUCAACACAACUGGAACAGAAUAUCUGUUCUUUAGGAAAACACUCGACCUAAUGAAAAUAUACAAUGCUUCAAGGUAUCUGAGUAAAAUGAAUAUCACCCCAAAUGACACAACACCUUACGUUACUAAAACAGUUCAAAGUGUCCUUCAAAGGAAACUCGGUGUAAUGCCAAAUUUACAGUGUUACAGAUCUAAGUUAGGUUACUUACUGGCAGAAAUAAGGAUAUGUAUGGACAAACAGUUUAAACUUAUCGAAUGCCCUACUGGUGAAUUGACCCUAUACUGGAAGAGACGGGCUGAAACUGAACCUUGUAGAGGAGGAAAGAUAUAUUUUCCAGAGAUUAAAAGGAAUUAAUCAUAAAAGAGACCAACACAUAUAUGAAUGUUUAUGCAUAUAAACUCAUCAUCGAUACCAGAAUAAAUAAUUUAAUAUUUACGCCUUACGCGCGUUUCGUCUUCGAAAGAUUCAUCAGUGACGCUCGAAUAAAAAAAAUAUUUAAAAGGCCAGAUACGAUGUUGAAGAGCACUGAGGACCAAAAAUUCCUAAAAGUUUUGCCAAAUACUUCUAAUUAAUCUAUUCCUAAGGUACAAAAGCCUUAUUUUUUCAAUAAUUCAAAGUUUUUUUAACAGUUAAUUUAUAAUUAUGAUAGGGUAUACGAGUUGUGACUGGUUCCACGUAGCUCACGU
Molecule: messenger RNA, 1168 nt
Organism: Mytilus trossulus (common blue mussel)
Lineage: Eukaryota; Metazoa; Mollusca; Bivalvia; Mytilida; Mytilidae
Product: ribonuclease Oy-like
Exons: 10
Coding region: 120-836 (238 amino acids)
Biological process (GO): RNA catabolic process
Cellular component (GO): extracellular region
Molecular function (GO): ribonuclease T2 activity; RNA binding
Source: RefSeq, a predicted model, not a curated record